UAAAAUAAUACUCUAAAAAAAUCUAUAAAAAUUGAAAAACACUUUGUAAAAUGUUAACACUAAGGUUUUAACCGGUUUAACGAAAUCUUCUAUAAAGAUCCUUGAAAAAAGAAAAUCUGUAACGGAAAUUGAAAUGAAUAUUAAAGAAUUUUACCAAUUUCAUUUGGUCCAUACAAUUUUAGUUGUCGUAUCGUUGAUGGCAACAGGAAUGCUUGCACAACAGCCAAGACGUGAUGCUGAUUGGCCACCAUCAUCUAUUUUAAAGAUGGCAAAACCAUUUCAUGAUAUUUGCGUAGAAAAAACCGGUGUAACUGAAGAAGCCAUCAAGGAAUUUAGUGAUGGAGAAAUUCAUGAAGAUGAAGCUUUAAAAUGUUAUAUGAAUUGUUUAUUCCAUGAAAUUGAUGUGGUUGACGAAAAUGGCGAUGUACAUUUGGAGACAUUAUUUAAUACAAUGCCUAAUACUGUAAGAGAUUUGGUUAUAAAAGCUUCUGAGAAUUGUGUACAUCCAGAGGGUGAUACUUUAUGCCACAAGGCUUGGUGGUUCCAUCAAUGUUGGAAAAAAGCAGAUCCAGUGCACUAUUUCUUGCCCUAAGAUGAAGGACUAUGAUUUCAAUUUUAGGUGAUGAUUUCUGAACGCAAUUUGUUAAAUUUUAGAUUUAAGUCAUUUAUAUUAUAAUUUGUGUCUUUUUUUCGAGCAAUAUAAAAAAAACUAUAAAAAAUUUCUUUACUGAAAUUAGUUACACAGAUGGGAAAUAUAUUUUGUCAAUGGUGCAACA
Lucilia sericata (common green bottle fly) is the source of this 776-nucleotide messenger RNA. RefSeq names its product pheromone-binding protein-related protein 6-like. The record is from RefSeq and is a predicted model, not a curated record. Gene Ontology annotation, biological process: sensory perception of smell. The transcript is spliced from 5 exons. The coding region runs from base 134 to 592 and encodes 152 amino acids. Gene Ontology annotation, molecular function: odorant binding. Lineage: Eukaryota; Metazoa; Arthropoda; Insecta; Diptera; Calliphoridae.